This is a messenger RNA of Rana temporaria (common frog), 5689 nucleotides long. It is a transcript of the gene ACVR1B, whose product is annotated as activin A receptor type 1B. Gene Ontology annotation, biological process: nervous system development; protein phosphorylation; cellular response to growth factor stimulus. Gene Ontology annotation, molecular function: ATP binding; activin binding; activin receptor activity, type I. The transcript has 9 exons. The record is from RefSeq and is a predicted model, not a curated record. NCBI's taxonomy places the organism in Eukaryota, Metazoa, Chordata, Amphibia, Anura, Ranidae. Bases 132 to 1622 code for a protein of 496 amino acids. Gene Ontology annotation, cellular component: plasma membrane; activin receptor complex.
AGGCGUGGGACGCAGACUUUGCGUUCCACAGGUGAAAGGAGGCCGUACUGUGCGGCGCGCUCCCGUAGUGCUUGCUCUGUCUGGAAAGGCUUGUGGUCGCGCAGUUGAGUGGUCGCCGUGCGCUGGUUACUAUGGCGGAGCUGCCGGCCUUCUUCGUCGUCGCUAUGAACGUCCUUCUGCUCGGCGGCCCCGGUCUGACGAACGCACUUAGAUGUCUGUGCUCUAGCUGCAUCAAAUCGAACUACACAUGUGAGACAGACGGAGCCUGUAUGGUCUCAAUUGCCAACAUUGAUGGAAUGAGACAUCAAAUGCGUGCAUGCAUUUCUAAGAGUGAACUUGUACCUGCAGGAAAGCCAUUCUACUGUCUAAGUUCAGAGGACAUCCGCAACACUGAAUGCUGCUACACAGACGACUGCAACAGCAAGGACCUCCUGGUGCCCACUGGCUAUACGAAACCUCCUCCAUCAGGCUGGGGCCCGGUGGAACUUGUGGCUGUCAUAGCUGGCCCAAUGUUUCUCCUGGGUGUUAUCCUUAUUGUAGUGGUCCUGUUCCACUGUCACCAGCGAGUAUAUCACAAUCGGCAGAGGCUGGACUUGGAGGAUCCAUCAUGUGAAAUGUAUCUGGCUAAAGAUAAAACUCUUCCAGAUUUGAUCUAUGACCUCUCCACAUCAGGUUCUGGCUCAGGGCUACCACUCUUUGUUCAGCGUACUGUAGCAAGGACAAUUGUCUUACAGGAAAUAAUUGGAAAGGGUCGCUUUGGUGAAGUAUGGCGUGGCAAGUGGAGAGGAGGAGAUGUGGCUGUAAAAAUAUUCUCAUCAAGGGAGGAGAGGUCUUGGUUCCGAGAAGCAGAGAUUUACCAGACUGUGAUGUUGCGGCAUGAGAAUAUUUUGGGAUUUAUUGCCGCAGAUAACAAAGACAAUGGAACAUGGACCCAGCUGUGGCUUGUCUCGGAUUACCAUGAACACGGCUCACUAUUUGACUAUUUGAACCGAUACACAGUUACCAUUGAGGGGAUGAUAAAGCUUGCCCUCUCGGCAGCAAGCGGCCUUGCUCACCUACAUAUGGAAAUUGUUGGAACUCAGGGAAAGCCUGGAAUUGCUCACAGGGAUCUCAAGUCCAAAAAUAUCCUGGUAAAGAAGAAUGGAGUGUGUGCAAUUGCUGACUUGGGUCUUGCUGUGCGCCAUGACUCUCUGACUGAUACCAUAGACAUUGCUCCCAAUCAGAGAGUGGGGACCAAACGAUAUAUGGCUCCUGAAGUGCUGGAUGAAACUAUAAAUAUGAAACAUUUCGACUCAUUCAAGUGUGCUGACAUUUAUGCUCUGGGUUUAGUUUACUGGGAAAUCGCCCGUAGAUGCAGUACUGGAGGUUUCCAUGAAGAAUAUCAGCUUCCAUACUAUGAUUUGGUACCGUCGGAUCCUUCUAUUGAAGAAAUGCGCAAAGUAGUAUGUGACCAAAAAUUACGGCCUAACAUACCAAAUUGGUGGCAAAGUUAUGAGGCUCUUCGGGUUAUGGGGAAGAUGAUGAGAGAGUGUUGGUACGCUAAUGGAGCAGCUCGCUUGACAGCUCUGCGCAUUAAGAAAACACUGUCACAGCUCAGUAUACAAGAAGAUGUGAAGAUCUGAAGCCUCUCACAAUGCCCCCCGAGAAAAUGUGGAAAAAUUCAUACAAGCUGCCAUGAUGUAGUACAUAAGUAUGAGGCCUACCUCAACGUUUCUUCCCAGACAACUGCCAGAUGAACAAUGGGGCCUUUUGGCCAAAAUGAAAGAGAACAGCACACUUCAAUUUAAUUCUAGGUUUGGGUCUGAAACAAACAUUUUUUUUUUUUCUAUAUUUUAUUUUUUUUGUUUUUUUUAACAGCAUGAAGAUAAGGAAUCUGAUUCAGGUGACUGCCGCAUUGCCUGAUUUUUAUUUUCCUCCAACUGAAAUAAUCAUGGUGGCACCCCCCGUUUCCAUCUGUGAAGGGUAAAAUCCACUUCAUCUAACUUGGUCCACAUGGUUCAGAGUAUUACCUAGCAUACUAGACCCUGCUCUUCUUACUGGUUCAGGUCCCAGUAAGCAAGUUGAGGUUUCACUUGGAUUUACCCCUUUUACAAACAAGGAGACUCCCCUUGCAAUGUACUGUGUUCUUACAAUUCAGGCUUUGUACAGAAUGACAUUGGAGCUUGGAAGCAAACACUACACUAUCCACGUAGACCCGCGUCUGUGCAUGUGCAAGGGUGUGUGUAGCUAUUUUUGACCUGUGUUUUUGUAGGUGUACAUGUGAGCUUGUCUGCAUGCGCAAGUAUAAGAAAACUAAAAAAAAAUUGACUUUUUGAGGCGUCUGUACGUAGAUCACCGGACACUUCAUGUAAAGGUUGCAUACAGGGCCACUUGUCACAUUUAUUUUUCAAUUAGUUUUUUUUCCUUUUUUUUUUUUUUUUGCACAGCAACAAAGUCCAAACUCUGAGCUUGUCUGAACAUUACACUAACCAUUCACUUACCAGAGGAGAGGAAAAUGAUGGUGAAAACCUAUUGGCAAUAGAAAUCUUUCAAUAAAAGACCCUCGGCUUGUGCUGUCCCAGCGGAUGUGAGCGAGGAGGACAACCUGCAAAAAUCCAUCAUCAUUUGUAAAUUAAUCUCAGGUGUCAAGCAUUUGCCAACAGCAGGGAUUUUAAAUGUUUGUGCUCAUCAAAUAGACCGGCAUGGAGCAAGGUGGAGAUUCUUUUCCAGUCUGUCUUUGGGAAGGAACUGAAAAGAACCAGAGCUUUUUGUCUUUUUUGGUCUUUUUGAUCAGCGAAAAAAUAAGGGCCUGUUCUUGUUCACCCAAGCCAGGCUCCAGCUGCGGCAGGUUGGAAGCAGGGUUACUGUGUGAGCGACACAUCGCAUUUUAAAACAGGAUCUUAAUGGAAUGGGAGAUAUAUAUAUAUUUUUUUUGUUUAGCAUCUACAGUACAAUAACUCUAAAGCCAUAACUUUUAACUGGAGUGUCUUCUUUUUUUCUUUGUUUUUCUUUUUGCUCUUUUAAUUAUAUUAAGAUGUUUGGGGGGAGGGUUGAUGGGCAGAGGAGGGAUUUUAACAUUUUUUUUAUUAAGUAUUUUAAUUCUUUGUAAAAAAGAGAAACAAAAAAAAAUAUCAGAAUCUAUAUAUAUAUAUAAAUAUAUACACAUGCAUAUGUCUAAAUAUUACCUCUCAGUCUAUUGUUUGUACAGAGAUCACAAAAAAAACCAAAUGCGCCAAGCUAUAUUUACACUGGAACUAUUUGUAUUUGUACAUGGAAUUUUCUCCUAGACGCUGGAUUGGUCCUCACAGAUACAUGUCACAUUUUUUAUGAUGCCAUGUCGUCAUUGUCUGUUUCUUCAGGUGUACACCAUUUCUCUGUGUGUAUCCUUCAGGGGUUUUAGUGAUGUGUCCAAAGUUCUAUAAAAAUAUAUAUAUAUAUUUUUUAUUACUUUUUUUUUCUUUUGGCUUUCUGUGCAGAUCUGUUAAACUUCUAGUUAUCUUGUCCGAGGUGCUUUUAAAGCCUUACAGCUCACUAACAUACUAAUGUGAAGCUGGCUUGUGCAUUAACGAGGCAUGCGUUUACCUUUUAGUGUUUUGGAGGUGCAGUGCGUGGUCAGUGUCGGUCGGGCUGUUGUAUUUAUCUGAAGCAUACGUCAUUCUUUGUUGUGCAAUUUCUAGAGAAUGCAUUUACACAUAUAUGCAACAUAUCAUCUUCCUCAAUUCAAUUAGGUGAUAUUGAGUGACGCUUUUCAUAAGGGUAAGAUUGGCUGGCAUCACACAUUGAGGUCUGCUGCCGAAUCCAUUUUGAUAAAAAGGCACACAUUUUUAUUUAUUUUUUCCUGGCAUAGAAGCAGUAAGCAUUGCCGGUCUGCAAAUUCAUUGCAGUUUAUUAGCUCUUUGCAGUAUGCACCGAUGUGCUGUAACCAUGGAGACCAGGCAGUUUCUAAUUUCCAGAGGAAUGUGAGCGAACACAUGAUUGGUUGCUGUAUGUUACAGUAUAAGUUGAUUAAAAAAAUAUUGGUUUGGAUUUAAUAUUUUGUGCUUCUUUUGUGUGAAACAGGUAGGAGAUUAAUGCAAAGCUAUAUAAUGUGCCACUGGAGGCAUUUGUGAAGGACUGACCAUAGGAAAAUGCUGGUGAUGCUUAGAACAGCUUCUUGGGUACCAAUUGCCAUUUUCAUGGUGGUGUUCCUAUUAAAGGAGAAGUAUGGGAAUCAGGGUUAUUGCUGUUUUAUGCUUUGGUGGAUGAAGCAUCGGACGACCUCUGCACUGGGAAUCGAACAUCGCCGAUGGCUCGUAGCUCUUGGCUUCCCGAGCUGUCUGUCAAUCAGCAGCUCCACUGCUCUGCUCCUUCACGUUCACUGGAGCACUGAGCUAUGGAAGGGCAGGGAACGGUUGUCUCAGAGGCUCACCGAGAGACUCCUAUCAGUGCCAGGCACCCGGCGGAUCCAGACUUCAGUCGUGAUGAUGCGGUGCCUGGACUGAUCUGUGUAACAUCAGAGUGGCCCAUAGAAGCCCAGCCAAACAAGCUCAGGCUGGACUUCUCCUUUAAAACAGAUCUCUGGCUUCCAUGGUCAACACUAGUUUUCAUGUGCACAUGGUUUUAUACAUGACUAUGUGUACUCUGAUUGUGUGGUGCAGGAUCAUCAUGCUUUUGUGAUGAAAGCAAACCAAAGUAGAUCCUAUUGAAACAAUAAUAUACAUUAAUAUAAAAUAAUGCAUUAAAUGACUAGAGAAUUGUGCCAGGUGCAUGGUCCUGGCUCCAGCUUGGCAUUAAAGUGUACAUGUCAGUACUUGCCACCAACCAUGAUGUGCGAUAUAGACCGAAAUAAGUGAAUGAAUGUUCUUUACUGACUGGUUUCUUUCUUUGGGAAAUUCAUCAUGAAGCAAAAGGCUUGGUUAUAACUCAGUCUGCUUUGUUUGCCUUAUGUUAGGCCAACUCUGUGCCAACCCUCCUAUCUAAAAUAUAGCUCUAGCCCCUAUCGAAAUAUAUUUUUUCUUAGGCAAUGGGAAAAUUUCAUCCCAUUCUUGGGAUAAUUUUCUUGCCUUUUUGAAGCCCCCUUGAUUCUACUGUUUUUGUGAUUAGGUUUUAGUGACCCUUUUAAAGGCCACUUGGGAGGUAAGGCUGUAAUUGUCAAAUUUCUUCCAUUGCUUGGUUCCCCUUCAUUCAGUGCCUAUAGGGGGCCUAGAUUGUCCUGUGCAAUAGAACCAUCCUUUCUUAUUUCUGGCAUUUUUUCUCUUUAAACACGUCACUUUUAAGUAGCAGAAUUUAGAAGGCACUUCUUCUCCUGGGCAAUAUUCCAGGUAUUUAUAUUUCUUUUUAAUUUUUGUCCAAUGAAUAUGUGCCUUGUUCACCUACUUUAGUCAUCUCAGUUGUAUGGUCACAAAAUGCAUUAUUUUUUAACCACUACAUGAAUUAUUUGGAGGUAAUAUCUCUUUUUUUUUUUGUAAUCAUCUCAGCCUGCUGUGGACUUUUUAUAUAUUUUUUGGGAUUUGCUAAAGCGUCUUUUGUUGGAAUAUCGGCCUUUUUGUUUAACUUUUUUUUAUGUAUAUAGGGUGACUAUUUUACAGCUUUCGGCUGAUUGGUAGUUUUUAGGCCAUAAGCACAUACUUUAGUGAUGGUAGAAUCACAUAUUUUUUUUUUUUUUUUAAGUUGAACUGUAGCAUGAAUUCUAAUCAUUUCUCAGGAUGUCCGAAAAAUGUUUUACAGUAAU